Molecule: messenger RNA, 423 nt
Organism: Porites lobata
Lineage: Eukaryota; Metazoa; Cnidaria; Anthozoa; Scleractinia; Poritidae
Source: the annotation of a GenBank genome assembly
AUGUUGAUGAAUAUGCCUAGCUCCUCUAUCAAGAACUCCUCAUAUGGCCCACCUACCGUGGACCAAGAUCUUUUGGUCUUGAAUGUUGACUCCUGGCCAGUAAAAGAUUCAGCAUUGAUUGCCUUCGGGAACACUAACAUCAAAAGGCUGGUUACUUGGUUUGAUCCAGUGCCAAGGGCAGCGGGAUGCCAAUUCCAGGAUGUUAUCAACCAGUGGCACUCUCUGAAGAUUUCUGUCAAUGCUCAUUUCUAUAACAAGGCCUACUGCAGCUUGUGGAGAAUGUUACUCUUCAAAGAUCCAUAUAAAACUGACCUUACAGACACUUUUCAUCUUGUUGAGAUUCUCCUUGUCCUGCGCGCCAUAUCGGCUGUUUGUUGUGAAAGAAUGUUCUCUGCUCAGAACAGAAUUAAAAGUAGCCUCUGA